Molecule: messenger RNA, 639 nt
Organism: Pyrenophora tritici-repentis Pt-1C-BFP
Lineage: Eukaryota; Fungi; Ascomycota; Dothideomycetes; Pleosporales; Pleosporaceae
Source: RefSeq, a predicted model, not a curated record
AUGGACUCAUAUGGUAACUCGUUACAACCGAUAGAUCGCGAAUUGGCUUUGCAAAAAUCCAGCCUUGACAAAGGCGUAGCUCUGCCAAGUCUACGUGUGCUCAUGGUUUCUGUAAACUUUGCAGAUGUCAUAUUACAGGUCUGGUUGACAGCAUGCAGCCUGCCCAUGCUCGAUAAGAUGAUAUUCAUGGGAAAUGCUACCUCGACUCAUCGUGAUAACACCAGUAUAUCGGCUUUGCUGCUCAAGCACGGUCUUGAACUUACACACUUUGGAUUCACUGCCGAUUACAUAACGACCCACACUUCCACAAAGUACCUGACUUUUAUGACAACCACGCUCUCUCAGAUUUCAAGCCUAUCCGUCGUCGGAAUAUCUACUCCACUCAGGACCUCGUUUAGCUUUGAUAAUAUUCCAGUUUCAGUCACUGAGAUUAUUUUUCGCGGCACCAAUCUAAGAGUAUUCCGGGAACUGAAAUGGGCAGUGCAGCGAAUGCCCCCAGUACGAGCAUUGCGUAGUUUCCGCAUCAUUCGGGAAUACAGAGCUGGGAGACCCUGGCUUUGGGAACCUGUCAUGAGAUAUGCGAAUGAAGGGAGAUUCCAGAUUGGGAAGAGGUUUAGGAAACCUGUUAUGAAACUAUAA